Molecule: messenger RNA, 2873 nt
Organism: Syngnathus acus (greater pipefish)
Lineage: Eukaryota; Metazoa; Chordata; Actinopteri; Syngnathiformes; Syngnathidae
Product: homeobox protein Dlx3b-like
Exons: 3
Coding region: 341-1273 (310 amino acids)
Biological process (GO): regulation of transcription by RNA polymerase II; epithelial cell differentiation; embryo development
Molecular function (GO): RNA polymerase II cis-regulatory region sequence-specific DNA binding; DNA-binding transcription factor activity, RNA polymerase II-specific
Source: RefSeq, a predicted model, not a curated record
GUUUUGGGAUUGCUUGGUUGCUAGUGCGCCUCGGUGUCUUUAAGGCUUUAGGGAGAGGUUCACUGGAGGUUUCUGCGGGGAGAAGAAGGGAGUCAGACAGGCGACAAGCAGUGCCGUCUUGGCCCCGGGGCAGAGGCUGGGAGUGCGAGGGGGAGCCAAUGAGAGGGAGACAUCCACUCCUUCUCUCCUGCCCGGCUUGGCUCAGCUCGGCGCGCCCUGUAAUUAGGAGCUCCACUUGUGGGCUGGGCGCCGCCACCGUGGACAACUUGGGAACGCCAGCUCCACACUCUUGUCUCUUUGUCUUUAGCAUUACUGAACACUUGCCGGAACAUCGUGAACAAUGAACGGGCAACCAUCACCUGCCUUCGAGGAGAAGAAACCGAACCUCCGCGCGUCCCCGAGCCUGGCGGAGCCUUCACCCGCGGAUAUGGGCUUCUACGGCGGCCACGGCGCGCUCCAUGGCUCGCAGGAUUUUUACGCAGCGCAGCAGUCUUACUCGACUCAACACAUGAGCCCUUACGCGUACACCCACUACAACCUGAACGGGAUGGUCCCCGGUGGCGCCUUCCCAUGCGGAAAAAGCGAGUACACGUACCCGCAUUCGGCGUACAGGGAGCCCGGGGGCUUCAGCAGAGAGACGCAGUCAACACUUCCAGAUAGUGUGAAAGAAGAACCAGAGAUGGAGGUUCGGAUGGUAAACGGGAAGCCCAAGAAGGUUCGGAAGCCACGGACAAUUUACUCCAGCUACCAGCUAGCCGUCCUACAGAGGAGAUUCCAGUCGGCCCAGUACUUGGCCCUACCAGAGAGGGCCGAGCUGGCCGCACAGUUGGGCCUGACGCAGACACAGGUCAAAAUAUGGUUCCAAAACCGUCGCUCCAAAUUCAAGAAACUCUACAAGAAUGGAGAGUUUCCACUGGGGGACAUUGUGCUGGAGCAAAGCCCAGAGGCAAGCGAUUCAAUGGCUUGCAACUCUCCCCCAUCUCCGGCUGCGUGGGAAAACAACAAUAGCAGCGGCAGCAACGCCCCCAACAACACAAGCAGCAACGACACAAACACUAACAGCAGCCUCAAGAAUAAUACAAUGCUGGGCCCUACCAGCAGGGGGCAGGAUUCCUAUCAGCCCUCAGGUGAUUCCUCCUCUGUCUACAUGGAGGAGUACACGCACCAGAAUUGGUACCAGCAGCAGGACGCACAUUUAGGGUUGCAGGCGGCUGGCACUACCCACCACACGUCGUCAUCGGCGCCCCCCGCCCCCAUUGGGGCCGUUUACUGAGUCCCAAACAUACUGAAGACAUUCAACCCAAACAGGAGGGAAGUUUUGGGAUCAUCCAGAAAUACCCAAAGGCGUUCCUCUAAAGCAGGAUGAAAAUGGACUUUCCAUAUUGAACAUUUGAAACAUGACCAAAGUUCCCAAAUGCAUUCAUUUGCUUAAUACCAUUUAUAGCCAUAGACAGACUACUGUUGAUAUUCUACAUUUAAGUUGUUUAUUUUUUUUGAGGAAGCCUGGAGAUGGGAUCGAACCCGGCAACCUCUGAACUUUAAGGUGGACAGUGUGCCACCGCGUCACAAUUUUUCUGUACUAAAGUAAUAAUAAUUUUGUAACCAAUUAAAUCAUUAAGUUACAUAUAAUUUCACAGCGCACAGUUAUAAGGGAUCGCUGCAACCCCGUAAGAUGUUUAAGUAACCAAUUAAAUAAUGAAGUGAUAUAUAAUUUCACAGCGCACAAUUAUAUGGGAUGGCUGCAAUCCCGGAAGAUGUAUAAGUGGUGUAUGUAUUUUCAGUAUGGCCAAUUUAGUCAGAAAAUACUGAAAGUGAAUUAGAAAAUAAUUUGCAAUGCUAUCUAACAACAAAAACACAUCUCAAUAGCCUUGAUUCAAAUUUUGAAGCCUGAUAUUACAAGUGAAAAGAAUUAGAGGGCGUCAUGAUUAUACCUUUUUCCUAACUGUUGUUUGUUGAUGAAGGCUGAGUCGUUUCAAAGUCGUCAUACAAGCAGAACAUGUGGCCGGGAUGUUUGUGAUGACACUCGGCAAGUAAAGACAAAUUCGUGUGAGGGAGGGCCGAGGUUAUAUACUUGACAUGCAAGUUGAUUUGUUAGUUGUUUGAACUUUUUGGAGUUAUGAGAGAAACAGAAAGCCAGGUGUGGUGUAUUGUCACUGGCAUGACGUAAAAUCUCCGCCAUGACAUUUACCGAACCCUAAGAAAGUAUUUCAACCCUCGGUCUGACAAUUAAAACUUCUGUAGGUGUUGUCAUUCACGGUGCAAUUAUUUUGUCAUUUAGGAAUGAGGAUGCGACGGGUUUGUAAUGACCUUAACUGUUUCGUUGAGCAACAUGUGCCGCCAACUUCUCUGUGCUACUGGAUUGGUUUCUCUUAUUACUCAUAGGUCAGGCCAUUACAGACCAAUGUGCGGUUCACAAAGUCUAAAUGUCACUAAAAACUUCCCUAUUGAAAACGACUUGACCAUAAGCAUUCCUAUAUUUAGUUUGAAUGGAACAGGACAAAAAAAAGAAAAGAUCUCCAUUUAGUGAGUUGUUUAGCAUUGUUUGUCAAAUUGCGUUCCCAGACUGCUGCAGUCAAUGUUUAUUCUUGCUUGCCCUACUUAGCAAGUCUCAAUGUUGGCGUCGUUAAGGUAAUUUGGCAAUAUCCUCAAGCAAAUGCAACACAAACAAGUGUGGAAAGAAAAUAAUGGUGAGAUCAUUUAAAUGGAUAUUUACAUAUACCUGUAUAUAAAAUAGAAGCGGCAAAUGGUGCUAAAACACUUUCAUAGAAAAUGUAUAUUUUAUUGGUGUGUGACACGUGAUAAUAUUUUAUUUAUAUUUUUGGAUCAAAUUUGGUACAACAGUCUGCAUAUUUGAAAUAAAACAUUUGACUUUA